UUAAAAGAACUAUUUCUGAUGAAUAAAUGAAGGUGUAUGAUUUCAGCAGGUGGAAGAGAACAGUGAAGUGUGUGUUAAUUAUUACGCUGCUGUUAUAGUAAUAUAAAUAACUGAAUUAAAGUUAUUACUAGUUAUACUGAAUGUUUUAUAAGGAAUGAAACAGAACUUUAUUCCUAAAAGAACUCUUUUCCUUAUGAAACUUUCCUCAGUUACACCUGAAGCAGCUCCAGCUUCCUGUUCUUCUUCCCUUUCAGUUGUAGCUCACUUUGACAUUUGGUGUGUGACCAUAGCGACCGCUGACCAAUCACGGAGCAGAGAGCUCCGCUAGGGGGCGUGGCUAUUUCCGGAGAAGCGGUGGAGUUAAAAAAAAAAAAAAACCAUGAAAAAAACAAAAAACAAAAAACCCACAGCGCUUGUCGAGCAGCUGCGCGAGAGGAGGAGAGCUCGCGCGUCACGGAGGAGCGUCGGUAUGUGUGCUCUCGCGCCGUGUUCGGUGAACGGGAUUACGUGUUAAUACUGCACGCGCCGUGACUGAACCGAAGAUGGACGAGUCGUCGCUGUUGGAUUUACUGGAGUGCUCGGUGUGCCUGGAGCGGCUGGACGCGAGCGCCAAGGUGCUGCCGUGCCAACACACGUUCUGCCGCCGCUGCCUCGAGAGCAUCGUGUGCUCGCGCCGCGAACUGCGCUGCCCCGAGUGUCGCGUGCUCGUCGACUGCGGCGUCGACGAUUUACCGGCCAACAUCCUGCUCGUGCGCCUCCUGGACGGCCUGAAGCACCGCGCGCCCGUGCGGCCGUUAGGCACCGCGUCGCCCCCCGGUACAGCGGUCCGGGACUCGCCCAGCGCCACGCGCAGCUCUCCAGUCAAGAACGUUCCUCAGCUGCCCUGUGGCAAGGCGCUCUACAGCUACGAGGGCAAAGAGCCCGGAGACCUGAAGUUCAACAAGGGUGACAUCAUCAUCCUGCGACGGAAAGUGGACGAGAACUGGUUCCACGGAGAGCUGAACGGCAGCCACGGCUUCCUGCCGGCGAGCUACGUGCAGUGCAUCAGGCCGCUGUCGCAGACGCCGCCGCAGGGGAAAGCGCUCUACGACUUCGAGAUGAAGGACAAAGAGCAGGAUAAAGACUGCCUCACCUUCACAAAGGAUGAGAUCCUCACGGUGAUUCGCAGAGUGGACGAAAACUGGGCAGAAGGCAUGCUGGGAGAUAAGAUUGGGAUUUUCCCCAUCCUCUACGUGGAGCUGAAUGAAGCUGCCAAGCAGCUGAUGGAGAUGGAUAAACCAGCCCCCGGGCCUAGUGCUGAGUCAGAAACCCCAGCAUCCAGCCACGGUGAUGGCCAUGGCGACGCCCCACGGCAACGGGCAGAAGGAAAGAAGAAUGCGAAGAAGCGUCACUCGUUCACAGCAUUGAGCAUGACGCAACGCACAGCACUCGCUAACAACAACCGCCACUCCAUGGAAAUCAACGCGUCUGAUCCGAGAGCGAGGGUCGGAGAGUACGCACAUCUCAGCUCCAGCGCUCCAACCUCACAGGACUCAUCGUUUAACGCUGGAGCAGUGGUGCAGCCUCGAGUGACUCCAACAUCUGGAGAGCUUCUCGCUGCUGUAAAAGUUCAGCUCCCUCUUAACAUCUACUUGGCUUUGUAUGCGUAUAAACCUCAAAAAGCAGAUGAGCUGGAGCUGAGGAAAGGAGAAAUGUACCGCGUGAUGGAAAAGUGCCAAGACGGCUGGUUCAAGGGAACAUCACUGCGCAGCGGCGCCUCCGGAGUUUUCCCCGGGAAUUACGUCACCCCUGUGUCCAGGGCGCCGUUUGCAGUCGGCCAAUCACGUGCUUGCAUUCCCGGAUCAGUGAUUAAACCGGUUCCUGGUUCUCCUGGAUCUCCCCGCCCCUCCAGCCCAGUCCUGAUUGGCCCUGCUUCUCGUGCUGUCCCUCACAUGACCACAAACGCCGCGCCUUCGCUGGUGACAAGCCCCGCCCCUUCUCUGGUGACAAGCCCCGCCCCUUCACUGACCUCGAGCCCUGCCUCCUCUCCUCACCUGAAGAACUGCCUGCGACUGUGCAGCCAGCCACAGCUGGGUGGAAGUCCUCACUCCUCCCCCUCUCGAUCCCCCACCCCUCUGUGUACCCGCCCCGCAAUGAUCUCAUCACCUCAGGUUCACCCAGUUAGCUCACUCAACUUGGGCAUCGCCCACCUGAAUGGGGCGGAGCCUCCGGAAUGUCCAUCGUCACCCAAGAUGGAGGAGAAGAAAGCCGAGAAGAAAGAAAAAAAGAGCGGCGUUCUCCUCAAGCUGCUGAAGAAGAAAUCUCGCUCGCCGCCUUCCUCUUCCCCGACUCACGACCCUACGUCCUCUUCCACGUCGGCUUCCUCCUCAUCCUCCACCUCCUCCUCCUCUUCCGCAGCCGUUCACGGGGCCACGGCGGCAGAUUUUCAGGUGUUUAGCCGCGCCGGCUCGUGCCCCAUCGAGAGCGACAUGCAGGGAGCCGCCGGCAUCCAACCUCUGAACAGGAAGUGCGGCUCGCUCGACCUCGACCUGGCACCGCGCCAGCCGUUUUUCCCUCCCACAUCCUCUUCCUCGUCCUCCACUUCCUGUUCCGCGAUGCUGGCCAUCCGUCCUGAACCCAAGCCUUUAUCACGUGAGAGAUAUCGUGCUGUGGUGUCGUAUCCUCCGCAGAGCGACGCCGAGAUCGAGCUGAAGCAGGGCGACAUCGUAUUCGUUCACAAGAAGCGUGACGACGGCUGGUACAAGGGAACUCUGCAGCGCACCGGACGCACCGGGCUGUUCCCCGGCAGCUUCGUCGAGAGCUUCUGAGGAUCCUGAGACGCUCAGAAAGAAACAACAACAAAAAAACAGCAAGGUUUACAGAGUUUCACGGCUUCUCCUCAGAAACAUUCACAAGUGUUCAGAACAGUGAACUAAAAAAUUCAACAGCUUGAAGAAUGUUUGUGGGAAAAAAAGGUUUACAGAGUUUCUGCAUUUAAAAAAAGUGAAACAUCUCAGAAGCAUCUCAGAAUCGUCCAUCGAGUCUCUGCUAACUCAAGGAAGGUUUCUUUUCUGUUCGAACUGUUACCUCAGAGUCGUUCUCCACUGCACAGUUACCCAACGAGCACAAAAUGGACUUCACACACACACACACACACACACACACACACACACACACACCUCACAACAGUGACUUUCACACAAGGAACUCGAGGAAUGUUUGUUAAAAAAAUGGUUGAGUUUGAGUCCAAAAGCCGGCCUUCGCUUCACCUCCCGCUGCUUAGCUAGGUUUACACACACACACACACACACACACGUAUACACACACACACACACAAAGACAGCUCAAUAUUAUCCGUAUCGUGAUGUUUACAUGGCCAUCGCACUGAUAUACUGAUAUUUUUGAAAAUAUUUUAGAUCAGUUUCAUCAAAAUAUAUCCGCACAAACAAUUAAACAAUGCUGACAGCAGGUGGCGACAGUGUGCCAUAGCAUGCUGGAAUAACGUAAAUAAAGAGCUGCGUAUUGAGCAAGAAAAGAACAGACAGUUUUAACCAUGACUUUUUUUUUUAAAUGACAUCCAAUCAGCUGCUUCUGUUCAGUUCCAGUUAGUUUGUAGACUCCGCCCCGAGCCUGUCGUAUUCAGGUGGAAUAAUAAAACAAAGCGAAAUUUAACGGUUUUAAUCUCAAAUAAGAAAUUACAGAGCGUAAAGUAACGACCUGGUGAUCAGCCGUGAUAGACAGAAUGGGCGUGGCCAUGGUCCUGGAUAACGCGCGUGAGUAAAACCCAGGUGAAUAUUAGCACACUGUUCUGAUUAAAUCUGGACGUUCCUCAGCGCGGCUGAAAAGCAGAACAUAUAGAGAUGGGUAGAUGUUUGAGAUGUUUUCAGAAGGUGGGAAGAUUGUGUGUGCAUUUAAACGUAGCUGAUUACCUGUCGAGCUGAAAAAUUAAACCCAGCAGCUUCAUCGUGAGCUUUGAAAUGUUCGGAACGUUAGAGUUUACAGAGUUUUAUUGUUUUAUUGUUUACACUCCGUCACUCUGACCGUCCAAUCAGCUCGUUUCAGCCCAAACACCUAAACAGGAAAAGGAAUUCACCUGAGUGAAGCAGUUCUGCCCAGAGGAUCACACAGAACCAACAUUUCAGUGGUGUCUUGUCCUGAAGUGGUGAAUUUUUAUUAAAAUCUUUUUUGCUGUUUUUCAAAAAAAUAAUGUAGGCUGAAACGUACAUUUUGAAGUAAAGGAGGUUUAUAAAUUCUAGUGCGAGCACAAAGCGGUUAAAAUGAUCAGCGAGUGAGAUUUGUGGUGUCUCGAACUUCCUUCGUAAAGAUGGUUCACGUUUCACUGUUGAAGGAUUACCGCGAGAUCUCGAGACGGUUAAUACAGAACAAAACCCAAACUUCCUUUCCUUUUAUUCCUUCCCCUCCUUUCAUCUCAUCCAGUCACUAAAAGGAAUAAUAAAGCCAGUGUUCUAUUACUGAACCUUUGAUCAUUUCUACAGUGAGGGUAAAUUAGGAGCUAGUGAAACGGCUGGACGUAGAAGGAGGUGAUGAAAAUAAAGAGCGAUAGUACAUGACCGAAAAGAACAGGAGUAAAUAAUGAACAUCAUUUGAUUCGCUGUUUAUUGUUUAUUUAUGUUAUUCACUCGCUCUUUAAUCCGCUUCUGCGUUCAUUUACAUAAUCGACUCGUUAAUGACGAAUUGUUAGAAAAAUCCCUCAGAACCGUCAGGAAUAAAAACUACCCCUAGACGUGAUGCCUGCACGCCUGCGAUCAUACGACCAGCCUGAAGUGACAGACGUUUUUUCAUUCUUUGGGGGUAAAAUCUUGAUCCUACAUGUAGAUUAGAUUCAUGAUUAGAUGUUAAUUUCUAUGGAAGUUAUCUUGGAUGAAAAAUUUGGCAGAAGUAAAAAAAAUCUGUAAUAAUCUGGGCUUUUUACCUUCUCGCCCUGAAUUCUCAAACACCACCGUGUCACGGCUGAAAGAGCGAAUCCGAGCAAAACAUCGUAACUGAGAAAUAAGGCCUGUAAAGGGAACAGAUUUCCGCGAGUCCUCAUUUUUGUUGGUGUUUCACAUUUUGCUGAAUGAUUAUCUUCUAAACAAACUCAAAGGAACGUGGAUUAGCAUUAAAUAAUGUCUCCUAGCUUCAUUACCUCAGAAUAACAGUUUAUGGCACAAAGUGACGGUUAAAGCACAGCAAGCUCGCUCUCUCUCUCUCACACACACAAGCACACACACACACACACCAUACGCAUACAUACACACACACACACACACACACACAGAGCACAAAGAGGCGUUGGGUUUGAUCUGAAAUCCCGUACUAAUGUGAAGUGAAAGUGCUCACCUCCGAAUCUCCACCCUACAUCCCUACAUCCGCUACCGGGAGGGUGUGUGUUCUCUGCCCUCUUCCUCAUACAGGAUCUCAUACAUGCCCGUGAUUGGCCGGUGUUGCUGUGAUUGACAGGACAGAAAGCAUGCCCCUCCCACACAGACAGCACGGCCAGUUUUGCUCCCUGUCUCCCGCAGACUGUCGAUGUGAUUGUCAGGAUGUGAACUCACGCCACUGGAGAGAUGAUAAUAUUUAGUAAUGAAAACACCUUACACCAGGGGUCUGAAACGGACAGACUGUGAUAACACACCUGAUCCGACCCCGCUCAGUGCAACUCAAAUUACAUUCAAAUCGUCUUGUGAAGAAAAGAAAUUCUUGGUUUGUCCACUAGAGGGUGAGUGACUCCGCCUCUGAUGAAAUGCGUUAAUGAUGUGAUCCUAAAAAGUUUAUGAUCUUUUAGGGGGUCCACAGGAACGGGGGAUGAAUACUUAUCGGUCAUUAACCUGUUUUUUUUUUUUGCUCCGGCCCACUUAUAGCCUAAAGUGGCCCGUUACCUAAAAUGAGUUGCACGCCCCCGCUUUACAAAUUUAAUUAAAUAUACCUCUUGUGUACCUCGGUUACGUCAAUCUGGGGAAAAGACUCUGAAUAAGGCAAUAUGAACUGAUUAUAUAUAUAACAGACUGGAUUUCUGGAAUAAUAAACAUGGUCCAUACGGGAAGGAAACGUUUUACACACACACACACACACACACACAGUCUACAGAUAAUAAUCAGCCGCCUCCUGAGGGUCUCGUUUUCUCUGAAACUGUGAGCGUGGAGAUUUUUCAUUGAACAAUGUGAACUAAUGUGAACUCGGGAUGUACACUGGAUUCGUGGAUUUAGCACAAACUCAGCGUCAAUUAAAAGAAUUUAGCACAAAUUUGAUCAACUUGCCACACGUUCACCAGCGAGGGGGUGGAUUUAGGAGCAUUUUACAGUCAGACAUGUGGUACAGAUUGCUCAGAGUCUAGAGGAAUAUUCACACGGAUUUAGCAGCUACUGUUGGAAUUACUACGAACUUUAACAGACUCGAUCAACUUUCCAUAAUAUUGAGCACCGCGUCGAGAAAUUAGCACCAAUCUACCAGCAACUGAAAGAAUUUAGCACAAAAAAUUACUUUAAAUAACUAAAUAAAUAAAGGCUGGAUUGGGUCAUGACUCAGCUACACACAAAUACAAAUAAACAAACCCACCAUUUCUGCCUUUUCCUGAUAGAAUACACCGUAUAAACAAACCCCGAUGCCUAGUGUGCUGUCCACAUCGCCACACAUUAAAGACAGCAUCGUGUGCUGCUUGUAUUUAUUUAUCUUUUUUAUAUAUAUAUGUUUGUUUCAACAUACCAAUAUUUCUUAUUUUAAUUCAUGUAAGUUGUUUUUUAUUUUUCUGUACAAAUGUUGUUUAGGGUUUUUUUCUCCCUUUAUUUAUGUUGAUUGUCAUUGUUUUGGAUUCGCCACACAGGAUUUUGUGUGGAUUUUAGGAUUAGCAUGCUAACUAGCUCCGUCACAAUCAUGUUGUCGUCAUAUUAGCUUGAUUAGCUAACAUUAGACCUAUACAAGCUAUACAAGCUAUACACCUAUACAAGCUAUACACCUAUACAAGCUAUACACCUAUACAAGCUAACUGUUCUUUGGUGCUUGUCUGUUGCUAGCUAGCUACUCGGCUAGUCAUUUUUACAAACAUAGGAAAAAACUGCAUAAAAAAACUAAUUAUAAAACAAAAUCCAAGAAGAGAAUUCACUGUUUUACAACAAGCCAUUUGUGAAGGUUUAAAUGUUUAAGGCGCUAACACUGCGGUUAGCGAAUCAGUUGUCUUAGCUUUACGGAGUCAUUUUUUUUUCUUUCACUUUCUUUCCUCCAAAACAAAGAUUUAUAAAUGUGGAAGAAAUAUGAAACAUGGCUUAUUUUAUCUAGCUAGCUAAUUUCUUACAACCUUACUGAUUAGCAUAGUUAGCUAGCAAUAGUAGCUAAUCAUUUAUUUUCCAUUGGUGCUUGUUUGUAGCUAGCUAGCAACAAAACAGGAGUUUUUAUUUUUUUCAUCCAGAAGACAUACAAAUGUUUACCAAAGCGGAUGGGAAUAAACAUUGAUUCAGCGUAACCAUGGUAACAGCUAGUGAAAUGCAGUGCUUCAGUGAAUGCUUAUAAGGUUGGUUCUCUGGUUAAACCGCUGUCUAUCUAGGCAGGAAGGGACUCACUAGGUAUUGAGACAAAGCCUCUUUUUGAUGUUUUUUAUUUAAUUUUUUUAUGAACCUUGCAAUGAAAAGACGAAGUUGCUUUCGAUCUGUUUUUGUCCUGUUUUCUCUCUCAUUUGUGAAUUUAGUGCCAAUGUUCUCACAAGCACAAGUGCAUCUCCAUGUUGGAGAUCCGGGUUCCAUGCCUGAUUUUAAAGAGAAACAUGACUGUGUUGAGAAGGAGAAAAAAGAAAAAAAAAAAGAAAUAUAAAUAUGAAAAAAUAUAUAUUGUGAAAACAUAUUUAUAGGCCAUUGGUGCUACAGUCGAGAUACUGAGGAAAACUGCCUCGUGAACUUUUGACAGUGUGUUCAUUUACACAUCGUCUUGUACUGACUACUUGUGACUUUUUUUCCAUGUAAAAAAGUGCAUUUUAGCAAUAAAUGCCAUUGUUUUAAAAACAUAACGAUUGUGCUGCUGUGCUUCCUGCGUAACACACUCGGAGGAACGCA
Ictalurus furcatus (blue catfish) is the source of this 8018-nucleotide messenger RNA. Its product is annotated as E3 ubiquitin-protein ligase SH3RF3-like. Gene Ontology annotation, molecular function: ubiquitin protein ligase activity; protein binding. The record is from RefSeq and is a predicted model, not a curated record. Bases 543 to 2807 code for a protein of 754 amino acids. The transcript is spliced from 10 exons. Gene Ontology annotation, biological process: positive regulation of JNK cascade; protein ubiquitination; positive regulation of proteasomal ubiquitin-dependent protein catabolic process. NCBI's taxonomy places the organism in Eukaryota, Metazoa, Chordata, Actinopteri, Siluriformes, Ictaluridae.